This is a messenger RNA of Pogonomyrmex barbatus (red harvester ant), 2785 nucleotides long. RefSeq lists its product as uncharacterized. Lineage: Eukaryota; Metazoa; Arthropoda; Insecta; Hymenoptera; Formicidae. Gene Ontology annotation, cellular component: membrane. The record is from RefSeq and is a predicted model, not a curated record.
AUGCAGAAUGAGGCGCAGCAGCAGCAGCAGCAGCAGCAGGCGGCGGUGAAGGGUACAUUAAUAUUUACAGUACAUGCAGAAAGUGGAGUUGCUUGCAAGGACCAACAUGGACACUCUUAUGAAAGUGGCUAUCAUUAUAUCCCUGGACCUGAACCGUGUACCUUCUGCGUUUGUGAUAAUGGCAAUCCAAAGUGGUGUAAAGCGUUUAUCUGCAAGUUUCUCGAAGAGAAUUGCAAGUCUUUUCGACGUGGUAAUACCUGUUGCGAGUUCAUUUGCUUGGACGAAACCGCACUGUCACCGAUAUCUAAUGAUAAGAUCGACGAGACGGGGACUAACGUAAUAGAUGGCAACGCGAAUUAUGACAUAGGUCUACGAUCAGCCGCCAGUUUUGUGACAGCGAUAUUUUCAUUGAGUUUGUUAUUUUUUCUGAUACACCGUCUACGACAACGUAAAAUACAAGGUCGAGACAACAGACAACUUGGAGAGGACCAAAGAAACUUAGGUAACAUAGGAUAUUUGGAAGGAGCCCCUCACGGAGUUCCUAUGGACGACAUACCUUGCGGGACAGGUUACUCAUUAUGGAAACCACCUGGCAGCAAUUACUUUCCACGCGGCGAGGCACCUCCGCCCUAUGAAGAAGCGAUCGCGGCCGCGAGGGCGGAACAAGCGUUGCUGUCAAUGAAUCCGCACACGCUGCUCUCGAUGAAUUUUUCCGACAAUUACAUGCCGAAUGCGAACAAUCAUGCGAGCGUAGCGAUUGUUGCGGAUACACAGAACCACUUGCCCACGAACACGCUGGUGUCGUCCAAUGAUAAUAACAUACACACGCCCUUGACAUCUUCGUCAAGCAGACCGUUGUCUAGUCCCGGCGCGUAUGCUGGUUAUCGACCAAUAAGCCAGAGCAGCGCGACGUCCACCGUCGGUCUGAACACGAGCACGUCGACUACGAGUUUCACAAUGGGAACGAAUACAUACGAGAAUCUACCGGUCGCAUCAGUCGCUAUGACGAGUUUUAACGAUAGUCAACAUCCUGGAGUCAACACACUGUCUGGUACCAGCACGCAACCGCUGCUACCGAUAUCGCAUUCCACUAUACCUAAGAGCUAUCGUCAGCAUACGAUCUUUUCGCGUCAGAGCGGCGGCAGCGGCAAUGCUGGUGGUAGUGCAGCUAGUAGUAGUAGUAAUGGUGGCACUAUCGGUGGUGCGUUCACGAUAUCGGCGACUCUGUCGAAUUCAGAUGUAUCUUCCCAUCGCACGAUUCCGCGAACGUUGACCUGCGUUGCCAGUAGAGCGAAGGACGUCUUAACCGAUUGCUCGGCGAGGGACUACCUCCGUUUAUCACCGAGCAGUAUCGCGGCGUCCCAAAACCUGUCGCAUCCUGCACAGCUAUCCACGACUGCGGUCGCAGCUUCAAGCAAUUAUAAAAGUACCAAAGAUUCAGACACGUUUUAUACGGACACUCCUGUACCAUCAGCGUCCGGUCUAGCGCAAUCCGAAGCGUAUGCGGUAGAUACGGCAGACAUAUCCGAGAGAACUCAUGAUUAUACGCCUUCGCUAAGCGUAGCUAACGAGAUUAACGCGAGCGGCAGCUUCGAAUCGGUGACGUGUACCUGCAGCAUGCAAGCGUUACCAACCUUACAUGACGACACGGACGAUUAUCGGAGCGAGUGCGAGAAUUGCAAGAGCGCGACAGGUUCUCGUUAUUACCUGGAUAACGAGGAUGAGAUAGUUACAUCUCUCCACGAAACCAUGACAUUGCAUAGAAGGCCGGACGAAGCAGCAUCAAGUGCCACACCACAGUAUUAUAGAACUUCACUUACACUGCCGACAAGUACACGUCAGCGUACAAGGAUUACUGGAGCUCGUGAAAAUUGGUUCAACACCAUGCCAGAAAGUUCUAGCGGAUCUUCAGAUGAAAAUUAAGUAUUAUGAAAAAAAAAAUAGAGGAAAAUAUUCAAGUGCGCAAGUAAAGUUAUUAUACACGAACACACAAAUACACACACACACACACACACACACACACACACACACACACACACAUAUAGUAUCUAUACGUUAUAUAACUACUAAACAAAAGAAUUUUACCUAUACAGAGUGUCCCAGAAUUACUCUUACGUACUCUUUUCCUUUCGAAGGCUCAUAUUACAUAACGCGUUGAACAUUAAGAAUCGUGAAUUGGAAAUUAGAAAAUUAAAAAAAGAGGGCUAAUGAGAGUUGAAGCGUACUUCAACUCUCAUUAGUCCUUUAUUCCUCUUUUUUAAUCUUUGACAAUUUCGAGAGCAUCAUUUUUAUAUAUUAAUUUGGAAAUUAGAAAUUUAAUCAAAUACAACAAAAUGGAGUAAGCUUAUGGGCAAAGUUAGUUUCAUCAAAUUAGAUUUGUCUAAUCUUCAGUUUGCAAUCUUGAAUCUCCAAUAUACUCCAAUAUACUAAUAUAAACUUAGGAUUCUGCAAUGUCAAUGUAUCAAUAAUUUUUUGUAUUACGUUAAGAUGAACUUGAUGAAAAUAGUCUCAUUAUAUAUAAUAUUUAAGAAGAGUUCUUUAGAUUAUUGCAAAUCUACUAUUCAUUUGGUAUGGUGAUUGUCUUCCAAAAUUCUCAGCUUCUCCAAUACCUUCCAUAUAACAUUUGAGAGAAACUGCCAGUUUUUGGGACAUCCUCUAUAGCGUUUAUCAUAAUUAUUAUCAUAAUCGUCAUCAUUGUUGUCAUCAUUAGAUAGCGGAGAAGCGUGAAGUUUUACUACGAAAAAACAUGCGAAAGGAUGUAUCAACUAUACAAAGUAGCAAAAAA